AUCCCCUUCACCCACCCAACCCAACCGAAUCCACCCUCCUCACGCCUUGCUACUUCCCCCUCCAGCUCCCGCAGGAAAAUAAUCCAAUUCCUUUUUUUUUAAUCCCAAAACCAGCUAGGCCGACGCCGCCUUCGAAUCCAAGUUUUACUAGGACUCGGCGGCGGCUCCGCUUGCCCACCACCGCGCCGCCAUGGCGCUGCUCGUGCGCGCGCGCCUCUCCUCGCUCGACGACGACGACGACGACGCGGCCACGGCGUCCUCGCUGUCCUCGGCGGCGUCCUCCCCGCCGCUCUCGCCGCUCCCGGCGUCCCCGCCGCCGCUGCCCGCGCGCGCCGCGGUCAUCGGCGCCCCGCGCGUCGCGGCGCAGCUCUCGUCCGCCGACGAGGACGUCAGCGAGUCGCUCGACGACGACACCAGCUCCGGGGAGGACGGCGAGCUGGUGGAGGAGGUCUCCAACGGCUUCUUCUUCGCCGUCGCCAGGGUGCCCCCGCCGCCGCCGUCGCCACCGCCCGAGGACCCCAGCGCGGUCCCCGGCGGCGAGACGGCGGGGUCCGCCGCCUCUGCGUCCGAGAGCGGGGACAGCUUUGGCGCCGCGGAGGGGUCGCUGGAGGAGAGCUUCAUGAGCGCCAACAGCGUCUUGGAAGUGCUCGACGCCGGAGCAGGGAGCGGAUUGGGCGGUGGCAUUGAGGAUGGUAAUGGUACGGGCGUCGAGGGAUCGUUAGAUGGGAGCUUCCAGAGUUCCAGGAGCGUCAUUGGCGCGCUGGAUGGCGGGGAGGCUGCUGAAUCAGGUGAUCUGGUGGAUGUUACAGGUGUUCCUGUCCUGAUUGAUGAUGAGCAGGGGGUGCAGGAUGUUGGUGCUGAGGCUGUUGAUGAUGUGGCGCCUGAGCCUUUCAUGCCUAUUGCUGGGGAGCCUUUGGAGGGGGAGAGUGUGUCUGAUCAUGAGGUUGCUGAAUUGCUUCCUGUUAUCGGUGCUACAGAAGGAGAGGAUGCUGGUUUUGGACUUCGGAGCGAUGAUUCUGAUGCAAAAGGUAGUACAGCAGAGCAUGUGGCAGUUAUGGAUGUUGAAGAUGCUAGUCCUGAAAAUGUUGCCACAAGGGAUGGUGCAUCUGACACUGUGGAAAUCCGUGAUAAUUUUGAUGAACCAGAAUCUGUUGCAUAUGACGGUCAUAAUAAGGUAGACGAGGAAGCUGAUGGUGACCAUGAAGCUUCGGAUGAUCUUGCAUCAAUGCCAAUCUCCGCAAGUGAUGAUACUGUGGACCUUCUGGUAAAAGAACCGGAGGACAACGUGCCUGCUUCCAAAGGCACACGCUUUGGUGUGGAUGAUUCAGAUGAUGUGGAGGUAAACGGCGAUGAUGAAUAUGAAGAGGAGGUGAAUGGAAAGGAAAUCGAGCUUUUUGAUUAUGCAGCUCUAGUUGAACUUCUAAGGGCCGCAAACAUCUCAUCAGGACAAGGCAAGGCCAAGGUUUUUCCAUUUGAAUCUUCUGAGCCCAAGCAUCUGCCUCCCACUGUAACCAGCAUUCCUAGGACUGACGUGGCUUCUACAGAAAGAGAUGACCCUGAGAAAGAGAUGACCGAUGAGGAAAAGAAGAUAUACAGAAAGGUGGACCUGGUACGAAUCAAGUACAUGCGUCUCAUUCAUAGAUUGGGUUAUGAUACUAACCAUCUGGUACCAGUGCAAGUGCUGUAUCGGCUUAGUCUUGUUGAAGGUUUCAGGCGUGUUAGGAUGGCAAACAAUUCCUCUGAGCUCGAGAAUGCCUGGAAGAGGGCUUUGCAGCUUGAGGAAGAGGGAAUUGAGGACCUUGAAUUCUCCUGCAAUAUUUUGGUCCUUGGGAAGACUGGGGUGGGGAAGAGUGCAACGAUAAAUUCCAUUUUUGGCGAAGAUAAAUCCAAGACAAAUGCUUUUCUACCGGCAACAUCAUCUGUGAAAGAGAUUACUGGAGUUGUUGAUGGUGUCAAGUUUCGUGUCAUCGACACCCCUGGACUUGGGACUUCGGCCAAGGAUGAAAAAUCAAAUCGGAGAGUGCUCAACUCUGUUAAGAGGUAUAUGAAGAGAUGCCCUCCUGAUAUUAUUCUGUAUGUCGAUCGGAUUGAUACCCAGCGACAGGAAGCAAAUAGCCUAUCCCUCUUGCGAGCUAUUACCAGUGUGCUAGGCCUGUCAAUAUGGUCCAGGACAAUUAUUACUCUCACUCACUCAGGAGCAGCUCCCCCUGAAGGCCCUAGUGGUUCCGCAAUGAACUAUGAUAUGGUUGUGACUCAUCGAACUCAUGCAAUUCAGCAAAGCAUCCGGCAGGUAACUAAUGAUCCUCGAAUUGAGAAUCCAGUGGCUCUUGUGGAGAACCAUCAUCUCUGUCAGAGGAACACAGAGGGUGAAAAGGUGCUUCCUGAUGGCCUUACUUGGAGGCGUCUGCUCCUCCUCCUAUGCUACUCAAAGAAGAUUAUCGCUGAGAUUGAGAGUCUCUCAAACCGUCGUGGUUCUUCUGCAAGUUCCUUAGGUCGCUUUUUUCAAGUGCCUACACUUCCUUACUUCUUAUCAUGUUUGUUGCGAUCUAGAGAGCACCCUAGGAGUUCCAAUGACCGUAAUGCUGGGAGUGUGGAUUCAGAGCUUGAUCUAGAUGAAUUGUUGAAUGAGGUUCAAGAGGAUGAAGAAGAUGAUUACGAUCAGCUUCCUCCCUUUAAGCCACUAAGUAAAUCCCAGGUUGCAAAACUCUCGAAAGAGCAACAGAAGUUGUAUUUUGAUGAAUAUGAUUACCGAACUAAGCUUCUUCAGAAAAAGCAGCUGAAGGAACAAGUCAGAAGAUUUAAGGAAAUGAAGGAGGGCAAUGACAAUGAUGUACCUUCUGAGGAUGGUCAUCCUGAUGAUGAAUAUGAUACAGAUAGAUCUCCUAUGCCAGACUGGGCAUUGCCAUCUUCGUUUGACUCUGAUGAUCCUGUUCACCGAUAUCGGUGCCUUGAACCUACACCGAACCUUCUGGUUCGGGCUGUUAACAACCCUGAGGUAUGGGAUCAUGAUUGUGGUUUUGAUGGUGUGAGUGUCCAACAUAGCCUUGAUGUUGCUAACAAGUAUCCAGCUUCUCUCUGGGUUCAAGUUAACAAGGACAAGAGAGAGUUCACCAUUCAUAUGGAUUCCUCAAUGUCAGUUAAGCAUGGAGAUCAUGCCUCGAGCCUGGCAGGCUUUGACAUCCAGACAAUCAUGGACCAGCUUGCUUACACUCUAAGAGGGGAGACCAAAGUCAAGAACUUCAGGAAAAACACCACGACUGGUGGUUUAUCCGUGACUUUUUUGGGAAAUACCGUGGUGACUGGAGCGAAGUUUGAAGACAAGCUUUCAGUUGGCAACAGGUUAACACUGGUAGCCAACACUGGUGCUGUGUCCGUGAGUGGUGAUUCUGCAUAUGGGGUGAAUAUGGAGGCAACUCUGCAUGAGAAAAGUUAUCCUGUAGGUCAAGGGCUCACAACUUUGGGUGCAUCCUUAGUAAGGUGCCAUAAAGAAUGGACCAUGACUGCAAACUUGGAUUCCCAGUUCUCUGUUGGGAGGACUUCAAACAUGGCAGUUCAUGUUGAUUUAAACAACAAACUAACUGGACGGGUGAGCAUCAAGGCUAACACUUCAGAACAGCUGAAGAUUGCCCUUUUAGGUGUCUGUUCAGCGACAAUGUAUUUGUGGAACAAGAUGCAUCCUGGUGCAGAUGCUAAUGCUUAAGUAGCACUGAACUCCCAAGAUCCAACCAUUCAGAGGUCAGCGAGCGCAUCAUUUUCCUCCCAGCUUGUGAGUAAAGAAGGGGAGGUUGCUGGAAACCGCAAGCUCUGGGAAUUCGCAAGGAACUGAAGUUGAACCAUCACUUUCUGUCAAGAAUCAAGUUAAGUCUUAGUGGUGCUACCAAUUCCUUUUUUAAGGUUAGUGGCUUAGUGCGCAGUUGGUGGCCAACUUCAUGAGCGACAACUUAUUUUUGUCGAAAAUUGUAACUAGUAAUUUAACUGAUAAAUCAUAAUACCAAAAAAGUUACUGUC
Molecule: messenger RNA, 4008 nt
Organism: Setaria italica (foxtail millet)
Lineage: Eukaryota; Viridiplantae; Streptophyta; Magnoliopsida; Poales; Poaceae
Product: translocase of chloroplast 159, chloroplastic
Exons: 3
Coding region: 191-3700 (1169 amino acids)
Biological process (GO): protein targeting to chloroplast
Cellular component (GO): chloroplast outer membrane
Molecular function (GO): GTP binding; GTPase activity
Source: RefSeq, a predicted model, not a curated record